GCCCGGCCGGCCCGGAUGGCAGCACCCCCGCCGGGCCGCCUGGUGCUGACCCACCUGCUCGUGGCGCUCUUCGGCAUGGGCUCCUGGGCCGCGGUGAACGGGAUCUGGGUGGAGCUGCCGGUGGUGGUGAAGGACCUGCCCGAGGGUUGGAGCCUGCCGGCCCACCUCUCCGUGCUCGUGGCCCUGGGCAACCUGGGUCUGCUGGCGGUGACCCUGUGGAGGCGGCUGGCCCGGGGCCGGAGCGAGCGGGCCCUCAUCCGGGUGCAGGGGCUGAGCGUGGCGGGCACGGCCCUGCUGGCCCCGCUGUGGCCCCGCGUGGCCCCCGUGGCCGGGCAGCAGCACUCCGUGGCCUUCCUCGCGCUGGCCGCGGUGCUGGCUCUGGCCUGCUGUGCCUCCAACGUCACCUUCCUGCCCUUCCUGAGCCACCUGCCGCCCGUCUUCCUGCGGUCCUUCUUCCUAGGCCAGGGCCUCGGGGCCCUGCUGCCCUGCGUGCUGGCCCUGGGACAAGGCGUGGGCCGUCUCGAGUGCCCGCCGGCCCCCACCAACGCCACCCCGGGCCCCCCACCCUUCCCGGAGCGUUUUCCCGCCAGCACCUUUUUCUGGGUGUUGGCCGCCCUGCUGGUCACUUCAGCUGCCGCCUUCCAGGGUCUCCUACUGCUGCUGCCCUCCCCGCUCCCCACCUCGGGGGGCCCAGGGCCUGGCCUGCGGGUGGGCGCCCCGGGCAGGGAGGAGGAGGCGGGGGAGGAGGAGGAGGCCUUGCCGCUGCAGGAGCUGCCCGGCCAGGCAGCAGGGGCCACCCCCAGCCCAGAACCCAAGGUCCAGCGGCUGCUCUCUGUCCGCGGCGCCUGCCUGCUGGGCCUGCUGGCCGCCACCAACGCACUGACCAACGGUGUGCUGCCGGCCCUGCAGAGCUUCUCCUGCCUGCCCUAUGGCCGUCUGGCCUACCACCUGGCCGUGGUGCUGGGCAGUGCGGCCAGCCCCCUCGCCUGCUUCCUGGCCAUGGGCGUACUGUGCAGGUCCCUGGCUGGGCUGGGCGGCCUCUCUCUGCUGGGCCUGCUGCUUGCGGUCUACCUGAUAGUGCUGGCCAUCCUGAGCCCCUGCCCCCCACUGGUGGGCACCUCCGCCGGGGUGGUCAUUGUGGUGCUGGCCUGGGUGCUGUGUCUGGGGAUGUUCUCCUACGUGAAGGUGGCCGCCAGCUCCCUGCUGCAUGGGGGGGGCCGACCAGCCCUGUUGGCGGCCGGCGUGGCCAUCCAGGUGGGCUCCCUGCUGGGCGCGGUGGCCAUGUUCCCCCCGACCAGCGUCUACCAGGUGUUCCACAGCAGGAAGGACUGCGUGGACUCCUGCAGCACCUGAGCUCCGGCCGGCGGCACCUGCACGCUCCGCAGACCCACCGGCGAGGACAGGGCCACGCAAUAAAGCCUUUCCACCCCGUGCCGCUCGUGGGUCCUGGCCGCGCGGGGGGUACCGGACACAGGCCCUGCCUGGAGGGCGCCUGGGCGCCGGCUGCCCCCACUUCCCCUCAUUGUUCUGGCCCCGGGCUCCAGAAUCGUCCUUGGGACUGGGGCUUUGAAGCCUCCUCCCACCUGGGCUGGGGCUCUGUCGGGGCUGGGGACAUCACCCAAAGGCCCAGCCGGCCCAGCCCCGAGGAUGGCGGGCCUCGGCCACCUUGCCGCGGAGGGCCGGGGCUCCAGGGCACCUGUGGUGGUGAGACUGAGGGCGUGGA
Messenger RNA from Talpa occidentalis (Iberian mole), 1723 nucleotides. RefSeq names its product solute carrier family 52 member 2 (gene SLC52A2). NCBI's taxonomy places the organism in Eukaryota, Metazoa, Chordata, Mammalia, Eulipotyphla, Talpidae. The record is from RefSeq and is a predicted model, not a curated record. Gene Ontology annotation, molecular function: riboflavin transmembrane transporter activity. Gene Ontology annotation, cellular component: plasma membrane. Gene Ontology annotation, biological process: riboflavin transport.